UUCCUCAGCUGGAUGCAAAAUAAAUUUGGUGGAAAACAAGAUAACAAAAAGUCAAACACAUAUUCAACUACUUAUCAUACAAAACAAGAGCCUCGAGAAGAAUUCAGCGAUUGGCCUCAUGGUUUACUAGCAAUUGGAACAUUUGGAAAUAACAAUGAAAUCAAAGAAAACCCAGAGAAGCAUGUUAUUAAAGAGGAUCCUUCCUCAUCAGAGGAAAUAGCAGACUUCACUCCAGAAGAAAUUGGAAAACUACAAAAAGAGUUAACUAAACUCUUGAGACGAAAAUCCCAAGCGGAAAAGGAAAUUGUUGAGCUUCCUCUGGACAGAUUUCUUAAUUGCCCGUCAAGCUUGGAGGUUGAUAGGAGAAUCAGUAAUGCACUUUGCAGUGAUUCAGAAGAUAAAGAAGAAGAUAUUGAGAAGACACUCAGCGUCAUACUUGGUAAAUUCAAGGAGAUUUGCGCAGAUAACAGCAAGAAACCAAUUGGGAAGAAAUCAAUUUCAUUCCUGCUGAAAAAGAUGUUCGUCUGUAGAAGUGGAUUUGCUCCAGCACCCAGUCUUAGAGAUACCCUCCAAGAAUCCAAAAUGGAGAAGCUUUUAAGGACAAUUCUUCACAAGAAAAUAUACUCCCAAAAUUAUUCUGGGGCAUCAUCUUCAAUCAAGAAGUACCUAAAAGACAAGAAGGUGCCAAAGGAUGAUGCAGAGGAGAGAGCAGAUGAUGGCUGUAAAUGGGUCAAGACUGAUUCUGAAUAUAUUGUUUUAGAGAUUUAA
Molecule: messenger RNA, 768 nt
Organism: Gastrolobium bilobum
Lineage: Eukaryota; Viridiplantae; Streptophyta; Magnoliopsida; Fabales; Fabaceae
Product: protein NEGATIVE GRAVITROPIC RESPONSE OF ROOTS-like
Exons: 4
Coding region: 13-768 (251 amino acids)
Biological process (GO): regulation of growth; gravitropism
Source: RefSeq, a predicted model, not a curated record